This is a messenger RNA of Episyrphus balteatus (marmalade hoverfly), 919 nucleotides long. RefSeq lists its product as uncharacterized. Lineage: Eukaryota; Metazoa; Arthropoda; Insecta; Diptera; Syrphidae. The record is from RefSeq and is a predicted model, not a curated record. The transcript has 5 exons. The coding region runs from base 1 to 909 and encodes 302 amino acids.
AUGAAUGGUGUUACUUCACUAAAUGUCUUUUUUUUUGGAAUACAGGUCCUCAAACAAUACAAACACGUAGACUUCAUUAUCCUGCUUAAACAAUUUGAACAGAAUGGCGUUUUGAAAAAUUCACAGAAAAUCAAGCUUAGUAAGCUUAUAAUACAGAUUUUACUGAAAGAUGACCUAAAAUUGGAGUUAAAUCGAUAUGAUUUUUCUUAUAUCGCUUCUGUUAUAAGCGAAGUGUUCACUUCAGAGGAAAAAGAAGAAUACUAUAACCCUGCAAUUAAUGGUCAAAAGGCAUCCGGCAAAUUAUAUGACGCGUUUUCUAACUAUAGAAACAUCCUAUCAACCUCCGGUCUUAUUUCCAGGAGAUCAAAAUGCUUAAAAAAAGAUUUGAACUCAACAAAAGAUUUGAACUCAACAAUAGUAAAUUCUUCCGACGACGACUGCGAGGCUUAUAGAUUUAUCCAAGAGUUUAUUGAACCGUUCGAUAAAAUCAUUGAAAAUUGGAAAAUUUGUUUUGCAAUAAGAUGGGAAAUUUUGCAGGACAAUCAAAUUGAAACUGCUGCGUACCUGGCUAAAUUUCCAAUAUUUACACUUAACAACAGCAAUAUUUUCAAAUUGUUUUUUGAAGACGCAAAGAUUUUACAUCCGGACAUAAACUUAAAUUUGGAUUGGGUAAUCUACAGCAGUAUUUUGGAAAAGGGUAGUCAUUUAAAGGAGCCAUUAGUUAAAAAGUGGAUUUCUGAAAGCUUAAGCUGUACCGAAGAAAAUAAAAAAGCUAUCAGCCUUCUAGUACUGCCGUAUUUAUUCCCCUCAACGAAAAUAAAGGCCCGUAGAGGGAAGCAUAGUUUCAAAGCUUCGAGGCUUGAAAUUCAAGAAAAAUUUAUUCUUUAUUUUGAAGUGAGUACUGUUUGAAUACUAAUAA